This is a messenger RNA of Contarinia nasturtii (swede midge), 1097 nucleotides long. Its product is annotated as zinc finger protein 320-like. The record is from RefSeq and is a predicted model, not a curated record. Gene Ontology annotation, molecular function: DNA-binding transcription factor activity; RNA polymerase II cis-regulatory region sequence-specific DNA binding. Gene Ontology annotation, biological process: regulation of transcription by RNA polymerase II. The transcript has 2 exons. NCBI's taxonomy places the organism in Eukaryota, Metazoa, Arthropoda, Insecta, Diptera, Cecidomyiidae. Bases 93 to 992 code for a protein of 299 amino acids.
CAUCAAGUUGAUUUAUUUCGGACAGCAAACGAGCACGAACCACAAGUAGACAAUCACUAUUCGCCGUAUACGGAGACACACUUUGUACCGCAAUGAAUUUCCAAUCGAUUUGCGACCACCGCAAAUUUGUGGAAAAGAUACCAAAGGCAACUUUUAGAAUAGUUUCCCGUCAAAGGGAUGCCAUCAAAUGUGCACCACCACCAUCGUCGUUUAAUUUUUUCCGUCCCUGGGUUGAUCAUGCAAAUGAUAAAACAAAUUCGGAAAACAAAAGUGAUGCGCAACUGUAUUUGAAUCGAAAUUCAGACAACAUUAAGAUGCAAACCGACAACGAUAGCGAAUGUUUAAAGAAGAUAUGCAACACCAAUGAAUUCUCAUAUGAAAUACGAAGUGAUGGGAAUUCAGACGACGAUCGCAAAGAGAUUGAGAAGACAGCAGUGACGAAAAUCGAUCAAACACCUGAAAAUAGACGAAAAAAACAUAAAUGUUUUUCAUGUGAAUAUGUUACAUUGCAUAAAGGUCAUUUCGAAAAACAUGCUCGAAUCCACUUGGGUCGACGUUUCAAAUGUGAUUUAUGUCAAAGGGGUUUUUAUACGACUGUUCAUUUGAAAAAACAUAAACGACUCCACCGAAUGGGGUUAGUAGAUACAAAAGAUGCUCCAAAAUGCAAAAUAUGUGACGAAAAAUUUUCAAACGAAAGAAAUUUGUCCGACCAUCAUAGCUGUGUAAUGACAUUUGAAUGCGAAAUUUGUCAAAAAAAAUUUGCUAACAAAUAUAGUUUAGACAGUCAUUUAGAAGUUCAUGUACAGUCACUGACGUCCAGCUAUGGAACAUGUGGUCAGGGACUUGGAAACGAAGACAAUAAACAGAUGCAAGAGAUAUUCGAAACCACGUUUGAUUCGGUGCAACAAGUAUCGAGGGAUGAGAGCGAAAGGACAGCGACAAAAAGUGCAAAAAUCGACACUAACAAUGCUAUAUACGGGAUCACCACUUAGAAAUUGACAAAAAUUCCAAUUUUGAUGAACUGAUUAUUAUAUUUUUCGUUUGCUUAUAAACUGAAUAAACGCAUCCACUACGAUGGAGAAGUACCUACAGCAGAA